AGUACUCAAACACAAUAAACUAUCUUCUCCGAGUCUUUUAAUUAACGCGAUAAACUCAGAUACACUCCGGCACCGUCGAUCGUCUCCCGCCUGCAUACAAUCGCUAUGAAUUGCGUAGAAUUUCGACUCAAAGAGCUGGACGUGGAACACUUUGAGAUACGAGAGGUUCUGCGAUGCAUUUUGCACACAAUUUUUUUCCACAGAGCAUUAGGUCUGGUGCGGCCAAAGGACAUCGAUUUGGAACUUUUUGACAUUACAUAUGUUCAGUGUGGCGAUGUUGAUGUUGAGAAAAAAAUAGAGGAGAGGAUUGAUCACUUCAUUGAGAGGGUGGAGAAGCACCCCAACAAGAAAAAUGAGAUUUGUUUAUCAUUCUAUGAAGUGAAGAACAAGCAGGCAACAUGGUUUACAAACAAAGUUGAACGGCUCUACUGGGAACAGUGGUACAUCAAUCUGAAUGUUGCUCAGCACCACCCAAAAGCACAUUCUAACAAAUCUAAUCCAUCCAAAACAGUAGUUGAUCCCGGAGAAAGUGCACCUGAGGAGAGGAAUGCUCGAAGGGCAGCACUCGAAUCUUCUCUCCGCGAAGUUAUGUUUCAGAUUAUCAAAUUUGUAAAUGAAAAAAAGGACCAUGUUCCGUCGGUACCGAAUCUUGAGGGUGUCUCAUUUCCCUAUGAGAUCACUAUCUCAAGUUCAUCAGAUUCUGCAUUUGGGAUGGAAAUGUUCAAGAGGAUGCUCCAGACCGGGCAUCCAAGCAUUCUCAGUUGACAAGAAAAUGCCCCACUUUCCCACUUUUAUAAGGUAAAAUUGUUGUUGUUCAAGGAAGGCUUCAGACUUAUAUGCACAAGGUAAAGACUAUCUGAGGUUGAAAUUGGUGUAAUGGUUUUACGGUGGUGGUUAAAACUUCAAAGAGCACGAUUAGGUGAAGCAAAUAUUGUACAUAUAGCAUAACAUGUACUUACUUCUACCUAUAGAUCUCCUUUCCAUGCUUUGUUUCUAUAUAUCUCUAUACAGGGGUGUUUGCGCUUUAGAAUCAUGUGUAUUUUAACGGAGUAAUGGCAUACAAAGUUCUCGUUGGAUGGUCAUCUUUCCGCGUAUGCCAACGGAGAGGUCCGUUCGAGUAUGACCAUAAAAGUAGAGGUAAUUA
Cuscuta campestris is the source of this 1144-nucleotide messenger RNA. Lineage: Eukaryota; Viridiplantae; Streptophyta; Magnoliopsida; Solanales; Convolvulaceae. The record is from the annotation of a GenBank genome assembly.